AUGGAGCAGGACAAACUGUGCUGUUCGAUCUGUCUUGAUUUAUUGAAGGAUCCGGUCACUAUUCCCUGUGGACACAGCUACUGCAUGAACUGUAUUAAAAGCUACUGGGGUGAAGAGGAUCAGAAGAAAAUCCACAGCUGCCCUCAGUGCAGAAAAUUAUUCAGACCGAGGCCUGUCCUGAUGAAAAACACCACGUUAGCAGAUUUAAUGGAAAAACUGAAAAUGUCUGGACUCCAAGCUGCUCCAGGUGAUCACUGCUAUGCUGGAUCUGAAGAUGUGGCCUGUGAGUUCUGUAUUGGGAGAAAACUGAAAGCUGUCAAGUCCUGUCUGCAGUGUCUGGUCUCUUACUGCGAACAACACCUCCAGCCUCACUAUGAAUCUCCUGCCUUUGUAAAACACAAACUGGUCAACCCCUCCAAGAAGCUUCAGGAGAAUAUCUGCUCUCGUCAUAAUGAGGUGAUGAAGAUUUUCUGUCGCACUGAUCAAAAAUGUAUCUGCUAUCUGUGUUCCAUGGAUGAACAUAAAGGACAUGACAUAGUUUCUGCUGCAGCAGAAAUGACUGAGAAGCAGAGAGAGCUUGGGGUGAGUCAGCAAAAAAUCCAGCAGAGUAUCCAGGACAGAGAGGACGUCUGGAAGAAGCUUCAGCUGGAGGUGGAGAAUAUCAACCACUCCGCUGAUAAAGCUGUGGGGGACAUUGAGAAGAUCUGCACAGAUGUGAAGCAGCAGAUCAGAUCUCGUCAGAAAACUGAAGUGACUCAUGUCAAGAAGCUUCAGGACAAGGUGGAGCAGGAGAUCGCUGAGCUGAGGAGGAAAGACAACGAGUUGAAGCAGCUCACACACACAGAGGAUCACACUCAGUUUCUACACAAAUAUACCUUCCUGGCACAUGUUAGUGAAUCUACAGACCCAGCCAGCGUCAAUAUCCCUCCUCUGAGGUACACUGAGGACAUGAAAGUAGCUGUCUCAGAGGUUAGAGAUGAACUCCAGGACAUUCUUAGUGAGGAAUGGACCAAGAUCUCACUCACAGAGAGUGCAGUUGAAGCCUUACUGCCACUAGCAGAGCCCAAGACCAGAGAGGAAUUCAUGAAGUAUGCAUGUCAAAUCACACUGGAUGCAAACACAGCACAUUCAUACCUAAAUGUCUGUGUAAGAAAAGUAGAAUGCUACAAUUAUCGACGCGAGUUACAAAUGGAAGAGCGUCAUCCAGACAGAUUCAUUGACUGGUUUCAGGUCUUGUGCAGAGAGGGUCUGUCUGGACGUUGUUACUGGGAGGUGGAGUGUUGUGGGGAAGUUUUUGUAGCAGUUGCAUAUAAGAUUAUUAUCAGAACCGGACGUGAAAGUGUAUUUGGACACAAUGAUCAUUCUUGGGCAAUACAAUGUGUUGGCAAUAGUUAUGAAUUCAGGCAUAACAAAAUCAGAACUUCAAUCUCAGGCCCUCAAUCUUCCAGAGUAGUGUACCUGGAUCACAGUGCAGGUAUUCUGUCCUUCUACAGCGUCUCUGACACCAUGACUCUCGUCCACAGAGUCCAGACAACGUUCACUCAGCCACUCUGUCCUGGACUUGGUCUUUAUUCCAGAGCCUCUGCUGAAAUCUGUAAUGCAGAUAUAGAUAUGCAGACAUCACAAACCUACUUUGAAGAUUGAAACCUGCAGAGACACAU
Molecule: messenger RNA, 1661 nt
Organism: Scomber japonicus (chub mackerel)
Lineage: Eukaryota; Metazoa; Chordata; Actinopteri; Scombriformes; Scombridae
Product: tripartite motif-containing protein 16-like
Exons: 1
Coding region: 1-1644 (547 amino acids)
Molecular function (GO): zinc ion binding
Source: RefSeq, a predicted model, not a curated record